UUUCAAAAUGUCUACAGCCGUAGUACAGGAUGCACUACCACCAACAGUGCAAAACAUUCUAGAUCAAAAGACACUCAAAUGGAUCUUUUGCGGUGGAAAAGGUGGUGUCGGUAAAACCACAACUUCAUGCUCUUUGGCCGUUCAAAUGUCUAAAGUACGUGAAAGUGUUCUGUUGAUUAGUACGGAUCCUGCACACAAUCUCAGUGAUGCAUUUGGACAAAAGUUUGGAAAGGAGGCAACAAAGGUGAACGGAUUUGAUAAUCUAAGUGCAAUGGAAAUCGAUCCAACGAGUAGUAUACAAGAAAUGAUUGAACAAUCCGAUGCACAAGGUGGGGGAAACGCAAUGUCUUCUAUGAUGCAAGACUUGGCUUUCGCUAUUCCUGGUGUAGAUGAAGCAAUGGGAUUCGCAGAAAUUAUGAAGCAUGUCAAGAGUAUGCAGUAUAGCGUCAUCAUCUUCGAUACAGCACCUACAGGUCACACUUUACGUUUCUUGAGCUUCCCUACUGUGUUGGAGAAAGCAUUGGCGAAAUUCUCCACUCUAGGAAGAAGUUUCGCACCGAUGUUGAAUCAGAUGACAAGUAUGAUGGGAGGUCAAAAUAAUCAAGAAGACAUGUUUGCAAAGCUGGAAUCGAUGCGUGAGGUUAUUAAUGAAGUUAAUACCCAAUUCAAGGAUCCCGAAAAGACUACAUUCGUUUGUGUCUGCAUUGCGGAAUUCUUGUCUCUUUAUGAGACUGAACGACUUAUUCAAGAAUUGACACAGUACGAGAUUGAUACUCAUGUCAUCGUAUGCAAUCAGCUACUGUUCCCUAAGAAAGAUUCCAAUUGCGAGCAUUGCCGAGUGCGAAAAGCUAUGCAAAGCAAGUAUGUAGGAGAAAUGAUGGAAUUAUACGCAGAAGAUUUCCAUAUCGUAAGAUGUCCUUUGCUGACAGAAGAAGUGCGGGGAGUGGAGAAGAUUCAAAAUUUCUCUAAAUUCCUUGUGGAACCAUACUCUCCGCCUAGCCAAUGAAAAGGACGCCAAAAAGAAAGAUUGAUUUUGUAGACGCCAUAUCUGUAAUGCUUUCUUUUGCAAAUGGCAUUCAUAGUGACUAAUGUAUACUUUUACUUGAUAACCCAUUGAGACCUUCAUGAUAUAGAAUCAAUAAUUUUCUGACUAUCACAAUGUUUUGUAAC
Messenger RNA from Meira miltonrushii, 1170 nucleotides. RefSeq names its product putative arsenite translocating ATPase. Gene Ontology annotation, biological process: post-translational protein targeting to endoplasmic reticulum membrane. The coding region runs from base 8 to 1006 and encodes 332 amino acids. NCBI's taxonomy places the organism in Eukaryota, Fungi, Basidiomycota, Exobasidiomycetes, Exobasidiales, Brachybasidiaceae. Gene Ontology annotation, molecular function: ATP binding; ATP hydrolysis activity. Gene Ontology annotation, cellular component: GET complex. The record is from RefSeq and is a predicted model, not a curated record. The transcript is spliced from 2 exons.